Molecule: messenger RNA, 3370 nt
Organism: Rhineura floridana
Lineage: Eukaryota; Metazoa; Chordata; Lepidosauria; Squamata; Rhineuridae
Gene: RGS9
Product: regulator of G protein signaling 9
Exons: 18
Coding region: 201-1589 (462 amino acids)
Biological process (GO): G protein-coupled receptor signaling pathway; regulation of G protein-coupled receptor signaling pathway; intracellular signal transduction
Source: RefSeq, a predicted model, not a curated record
AUCAACGCUGGAAGGAACAAAAUAUCAGGGUGACUGAUGCUGCUGACAUCUUUCCAGAGAUAGUAUGGAACAACUGCAGUAAUUAUCCUUCACAGACCUACGGAUCCUAUGGGUUUCAGAGCAGCUCUAUAGCUGUCGUGUUAUGGCCGACUUAUGAAAACAUAAGUUGUCUGUGGCAUCUUGAAGUUCUGUUGGUGGAGAUGCAGGAUCCAAAUUCUGGCAUCAAAAUGCAAACUCAGAAAGUAAUGAUUACCAAUAUUCCCCAUGCAAUGACUGGUUCCGAUAUGUUACAGUGGAUUAUGCAGCGCCUGCAGAUUACCAAUGAAGAGGCACUUAACUUGGGAAGUCUAAUUAUCAAGUACGGAUACAUCUAUCCUCUCCAGGAACCAAAGAAUCUCACACUCAGACCAGAUAGUAGCCUCUACAGGUUUCAGACACCCUAUUUUUGGCCAACCCAGCGGUGGGCAGCAGAAGAUACAGACUAUGCCAUCUACUUAGCCAAGAAAAAUAUUAAAAGAAAAGGAAUUUUAGAAGAUUAUGAAAAGGAACAUUAUAACAUGCUGAACAAGAAAAUCAACCACAAAUGGGACUUUGUUAUUAUGCAGGCCAAGGAGCGGUACAGGGCAGGAAAAGAACGAAAGAAGGAAGACCGUUAUGCUCUGGACUGUCAGGAGAAAGCCUAUUGGCUAGUGCACCGAACACCUCCAGGGAUGCAAAACACACUUGAGUAUGGCUUAGACAGAGUGAUGGAUCCUUGUGAAAAUAAGGUAAACUUGAAAAAAACAAUGGAUGUUUACAGGAGAGAGAUCAUGUACUACCAGCAGGGCAUCAUGAAAACCACAGUAAAGUCAUCGGUCUCCCUGGGAGGAAUAGUGAAGUACUGUGAACAGUUCCGCUCCAAUGACCCCAUAAUAUCAGGAUGCCUCCCCAGCAACCCCUGGCUCACAGAUGAUGUUGAUAUUUGGGAUCUUAAUGCAAAGCUGGUGGAAAUCCCCACCAAAGCACGCGUGGAGAGAUGGGCCUUCAAUUUUAGUGAGCUGAUGAGGGAUCCCAAAGGCCGUCAGAGCUUCCAACUGUUCCUGAAGAAAGAGUUCAGUGGGGAGAACCUGGGAUUUUGGGAAGCUUGUGAAGAUCUGAAGUAUGGAGACCAAUCCAAGGUGAAAGAAAAAGCAGAAGAAAUUUACAAAACCUUCCUGGCACCGGGAGCAAGGCGCUGGAUCAAUAUUGAUGGCACCACUAUGGGCAUCACAGUCAGAGGCCUCAAACAUCCUCAUCGCUAUGUCUUAGAUGCCGCACAGACUCAUAUUUAUAUGCUGAUGAAAAAGGAUUCUUAUGGUCGCUAUUUAAAGUCUCCAGUAUAUAAGGAAAUGCUAUCCAAAGCAAUUGUACCACAAGAAGCUGUGAAAAAAAGCUCUAAUAAUCCAUUUGCUCGCCGACACCUCCGCUCCAGCCCUAGCCUUGUCAUCUUGAGGCAGCAGGAGGAAGAAGCGAAGGCAAAAGAAGCAGCAACUAAUGUGGACAUCACCCAGGUUAUGAGCAAGCUGGAUUGUAGAAGCCAGCUCAGACAGAAUGCCCCACCUGCUAAGUAGGGCCCAGAUGCUAUAAAGCACAUUGAAGGGGAAAGACCAAGCAGAGUCAUGAGGAUGUUGGCUGAAUGUAGGGCUGCAUUUCCUCCCCCAUGCCUGCAGGUGCCAGUGGUGCUUCAUCAUUAAUGACCCAUUUAUCGUUCCCUGCCUCCCUCCCUUCUGUAGUAUGCUGUUGCCAUGGCAUCCAGAGUAGUGUCACUUCAUAAGCCAUUGCGGACAGAAUCAUAGAACACAGAAGGCAAAAGAGUUUCCUUGUGAGCCUCACAGUGAUUUUUCCCAUAUCAAAUGGGCUCACUUUACAAGCCAAGGAAACAAUGUUUUCUAUAAACUGCCUGAAACGUUACUCCCAGAUCUAAAAAUUUUAAAAAACCCACUAGAUACCAUGGCAACUGGCUGUCUCUUCUCUCACUGCCUCAAGUGAUGGAAGGAAAGUGACUGAAAAAUUGUGCUGUGAGACACAAGGCAGAACUGAUGUUAGUUUCCAGGUGCUGUCGGGGAAGGCUAGUGGAGAAUCCUAAAUAAGGGUGCAUACUCCAGGUUACCAUACACAAGUUAGAUACCCAUUAACAUCCUUUACCAUGUCAUACACACAAUUAGACUGGUUAAAUAUUAACAAAGGAUAAUAUUCUCUUUCUUUUCAGGAUGAUUAUGGAUUAGGCAUUGUAAUCAGUAUUAGUGGGUAUAAGUAUGGACCUAACUGAUUGCAGUUGGUCCAUAUUAAUUAACAUGCAGUAUAUAAUGUCUUGUGCAUGUAACAUCAACGUUGAAUUUCCUAAGCACUUUAAGUCAGCUGGCUGCUCAAAUGCAUAUUAGUUUGAGCAGGAGUAUCAGCUAGCAGGGGUGUAACCCAGUCAUAGACAGGGGAAGCCCUUUAUGGAUCCAGAACCCUAUGGGGAAAAGGCUAUUGGGGAAGGGCCAUAGUUCAGUAGUACAGCAUUUGCCUUGCAUACAGAAGGUCCCAGGUGCAAUCCUGGUAGGGCUGGGAAUGUCCACUGCCUGAAACGCUGGAGGGCUGCUGCCAGCCAGGGUAGACAAUAUGGACCUAGAUGGGUCAGUGGUCUGACUCAAUAUAUACGCCCGCUUCCUAUAUUCCUUAGGGUUCUGCAGGAACUACUUUCUUUUGUGUUAAAGGAUAUGCUGACAACUGGAGAAUUUGUUUCCUCUACCUAGCUGCAAAUACCAUUUGCCUUUAUUUGCAGUAAAGUUUCCCGGAGAUGGGAAUCUUGUCUCUUAGAGGAGCGUGGGGAGAAGCAUGGGGUUGCUAGAGUGUAAAGGAACAAGACAGGUGAGUAUAGGAAGGAAUUUCCUUAACAUUUUUGCAGGACCAUGGUGCAGUCUUAGGGCCUGUUUUGACAAGUGAUGGUUUCAAGAAGCGGUCUGUCAAUAUUGACUCCAAGAGUCGGCCUCGUGUAGCAUGUGGCAAGCCAUUUGUAUGCAUCUGGACCACUGUAUUACAGUGGUUCCAUUCCUUUCUCUCCGACAGGUACCAACAGGUAGCGUUGGGGGAGGAGGUAUCAGACCCUUGGCCUCUCAAUUGUGGUGUGCCACAGGGCUCUAUCCUCUCUCACAUGCUAUUUAACAUCUAUAUGAAGCCGCUGGGAGCAAUCAUCAGGAGAUUUGGGCUGCAGUGUCAUCAAUAUGCGGAUGACACUCAGCUCUAUCUCUCGUUUAAAUCUUCACCAGAGUUGGCUGUGGAGACCUUGUCCAACUGCCUGGAAUCCGUGAGUGGAUGGAUGGGAAGGAACAAGCUGAAGUUGAACCCUGAUAAAACCGAGGUACUACUU